AGAAGGUGCCUGGGGAGACUCGGGGCCGACCACUGGGAUUCUGGAGCCAAAGCUACAGAGGGUCCGAAGCCAACUACACUCCAACAGAAAAGGAAAUCUUGGCCGCCUAUGAAGGAGUUCAAGCUGCCUCAGAGGUAAUUGGCACAGAAGCACAACUCCUGCUGGCACCCCGACUACCAGUGCUGGGAUGGAUGUUCAAAGCAGAAGUUCCCUCUACCCACCAUGCCACCAAUGCCACAUGGAGCAAAUGGAUUGCCCUCAUCACUCAGCGCGCCCACAUUGGAAACCCAAAUCGCCCUGGGAUUUUGGAAAUAAUUACAAACUGGCCGGAAGGUGAAAACUUUGAUCUCAUGGAUGAAGAAGAGCAGGAACAAGUGACACCUGCUGAAGAAGCUCCACCAUACAACCAACUGCCAGCAGAAGAAACACGCUAUGCGCUUUUCACUGACGGUUCCUGCCGCGUCGUAGGGAUGAACCGGAAGUGGAAAGCAGCCGUAUGGAGCCCGACACGACAGGUUGCACAAGCCACUGAAGGAGAAGGUGGGUCGAGCCAACUCGCUGAGCUCAAAGCUGUUCAACUGGCCCUGGACAUUGCUGAAAGAGAGAAGUGGCCAAAGCUCCACCUCUACACUGAUUCGUGGAUGGUGGCCAAUGCUCUGUGGGGCUGGCUGGAGAAGUGGAAAAAGGGCAACUGGCAGCGUAGGGGAAAACCAAUCUGGGCUGCAGAUGAGUGGAAGGACAUUGCCACUCGGGUAGAGAAGCUACCUGUCAAAGUCCGUCAUGUAGAUGCCCAUGUCCCCAAGAGUCGGGCUAAUGAGGAGCACCGAAACAACGAGCAGGUAGAUCAAGCUGCAAAGAUAGAGGUGUCAAAGAUAGACUUAGACUGGCAACACAAAGGAGAGUUGUUUCUAGCUCGAUGGGCCCAUGAUGCCUCAGGCCAUCAGGGCAGAGAUGCCACCUAUAAGUGGGCCCGAGACGGAGGGGUGGAUCUAACCAUGGACAGUAUUUCUCAAGUUAUCCAUGACUGUGAGACGUGUGCUGCCAUCAAGCAGGCCAAGCGGGUGAAGCCCCUGUGGUAUGGCGGGCGAUGGUCCAAGUAUAAGUAUGGGGAAGCCUGGCAGGUUGACUACAUCACCCUUCCCCAAACCCGCCAAGGCAAGCGCUACGUGCUCACAAUGGUAGAGGCCACCACAGGAUGGCUGGAGACCUACCCUGUGCCUCACGCUACGGCCCGUAACACCAUUCUAGGCCUUGAAAAACAAGUUCUUUGGAGGCAUGGUACCCCUGAGAGGAUUGAGUCAGACAAUGGAACUCAUUUCAAGAACAGCCUCAUCAACAACUGGGCUAGGGAACAUGGCAUUGAGUGGGUGUACCAUAUCCCCUAUCAUGCACCAGCUUCAGGGAAAGUAGAAAGAUACAAUGGACUGCUAAAAACCACCCUGAAAGCACUGGGUGGGGGAUCAUUCAAAAACUGGGAGCAGCAUCUAGCAAAGGCCACCUGGUUAGUUAACACCCGAGGUUCCACCAACAGAGCAGGCCCUGCCCAAUCUGAGUCCCUACAUACAGUAGAUGGAGAGAAAGUCCCAGUAGUACAUGUAAGAGGUUUAUUAGGGAAGACAGUUUGGAUCAAUUCUGCUUCAAGUACAGAGGACCCCAUCCGUGGGAUUGUCUUUGCUCAGGGACCAGGCUGCACAUGGUGGGUAAUGCAGAAAGAUGGAACCACACGAUGUGUACCCCAGGGAGAUUUGAUUGUUGGGUGAGAACCGUGUGUAAUUAUCACUGUGUGCUGAAUGGUACUGCCACUGUAGGUAGCUGUAUAUUGCAUAUUGUUUUUAUAUAGAUGUAUGUGUGUGUAGAGCUGGAAUAUAUAUUAGUUUUAGUAAAUUGACGAUAUGGGGAUACAAGGGGUGGAAUGUCCUAGGGUAACUUUAUGAUGCCUGUAUCCCCAAUCGUCUGUUCUGUUUGUGCUGUACAUUGAGUCCUGUGCCUUUAAGACUGGUUCUAAGAGCAAGGAGAACCGCGGAGUUUGUUUUGAGAAAACUGCCCGACUCCUCCACAUUCUUCUGCAGACAGCGUGUUCGGCGGAGGCUUGGAGAGACGGCAGGACAGAGAUCUUUUUUUUGCUUUUAGUUAGUUUCAGCUAGCUAGGGCAGAGAAGUUCCCUGGACUGUUUUUUUCCUUUUUCUUGGAACUGUUUAAACCUGCUCUGGACUGAAAACCCAGGGGAGCACUGGGGGCUGCACCUGCGGCCCACCGGGGCCUGGAGCUCGGCAUUUUCCAGCAGCGCCGGAGGGACUGGGACUGAGGAGAGGCACUGAGAGAGAGAGAGCCGAGCUACACCCACGGCAAGGACUUUCUCAAUUUGCCAUCUCACUUCAGAAGGAGAGGGAGGUAUCAGGGACAUUCACAUGAAACCUGAAGGUAUUCAUCUCUGCUGAUGGGCCAUAAUGGACUCAACUGCACUGACGAGAAAACCACCCAAAUCCAUGAAGAAGAAGGAAGAAGAAGGCGAAGAAGGACUUAAACAAGGCCCCAAAUCCUCCAUCUUGGCUCACACACAUUAGGUGCUAUGUCUCUACAGGACUUGCUUUUCAAGGCCCAGGAUGGUGUUCUGGGCAGUAGCGUGAGGCACAGGGGCUUUGCAGAAGGCAAAAAGACUCUAAAACCACCUGAAUCUCGGAAAAGAAACCGAGAAGUCUUCAUCAAAAGACCACCAGAAAACUGACCACCACCACAGAAGGAACUGAUGCAUGUGCAAAAGCAACAAACUGUUUGGCCUAGGAGGGUGACUUUAUGAUGCUGUAUCCCCUCCAUCUGCUUAUGCUGCAUAUUGGGUUC
Molecule: messenger RNA, 2838 nt
Organism: Hirundo rustica (Barn swallow)
Lineage: Eukaryota; Metazoa; Chordata; Aves; Passeriformes; Hirundinidae
Exons: 5
Coding region: 192-1760 (522 amino acids)
Biological process (GO): DNA integration
Molecular function (GO): RNA-DNA hybrid ribonuclease activity; RNA stem-loop binding
Source: RefSeq, a predicted model, not a curated record